AUGAGCACAACGGCUCCGGCAGCCCCUGCACAGCCGGAUACGACGAUCGUUGAUGAGGUUUUCUUAAAAAAAUUUGAUUUAUAUGAUAACUUAAUUUUUCAGAUCCCGGAAACAUUGAAUCACAUUCUACUGCUUGUCGUCAAAAAUUUCUUCACGAAUGUCAGUGGUUUGACAUUUCAAAUAAUUUUGAGUUUUUUAAAGAGUUUCAAGUUAUUACUUGAUGGGAUUGGUCAACUGUGGAAUAUCAAAAAGGUCCGGUUCAUGAUUUUCACAGAUAAUUAAGUUUGUUUAAUUUGUCGAUAGGGAUUUUUUAAAGAGGAGAGAAGAAGGCAAUGCAGUUCUCAUAGUUAAAACUUGAAGGUUUUGUCCUGUUGCAUAUCCAGGAAAACUGCUAGUCGAUGAAAAUUGUCCGUGAAAAAGAAUUCUGUGAAAAGUUUUACUAUAUUAGGAGAAAAAAAGAAAGAAAUCUUUUACCAUAGUAUUUCUUUGAAGGAACACUUUCUUGUGGUGUACUACAUUAUGCGGGCCGAAUGUAUUCGGGAAGAGAAUCUGCGGAGUCGCUUGAAUUUCGACCAGAAACAACUAAGACAGGUUUUUUCGUCACUUUUUUGAAUGAAAUAUUCCUUUUUUAGUUGCUGGCGAAUUUGAAGGGCGAAAAAUUGGUGAAAGAGCGGUUGUUAUCGCAGAAGAAUGAGAACGGUAGAAAUGUUCGUUUUUCAUCAAAAAAUAAAGUUUUUCGAAUUAAAAAUUCCCAGGUUUCCAUUAUCUUUUACUUCAUCAAUUACCGCGCCGUUUUGAACGUCUUGCGGUAUAAGAUUGACCACAUGAGGUGAUAACGAAUGGAAGAUUCGAAAAUACCAUCAUGAAUUCAGACAAAAGCUGGAAUCUCGCGAGAAAGACGACAUGAAUCAGGCACAUUAUAAAUGCAACCAUUGCAGUAGUCGAUACGAGGUAUUUUUUAUACAGUUCUAAAAUAAAUCUUCUUGACGUAUUGUGAGCUUUCCUUUUUGAAAACAUCUUGUGGAAAAAUGUCUUCCGGAUUCAACUUUUGAAAAUCUUACUUCGCAGAUCGUCUUUUCCGGUGUUUAUUCUGAUUCUUAACCUCACCAUUUCAAGCUCCUCGACAUUCCUCGAAUUCUCGACCCCAUGACAGGACAGCUCAGGUGUUGGCGGUGUCAUAAUGAAGUCACAGCCGACGAGAGCGUCGCGCCAUCACAAUUGACGCGGUUCGUAUCCCUCAAGUGACCACUUGAAAAUUCAUUUCAAUAAUUUCAUGUUAACUUUCAAUUUUAGCGUUUCAAGAUUGUUUUUCGGAGAAAUUUUAAUUUCACUCAUUAUGAUCACUGACAGGCUUUCUUUUUGAAAAGCCAACUUCAGAACGGCCGUAGCGCGGUUCAACGAGCAAAUGACGCCGUUGUUCGCAAGGAUACAGGAGCUAAACGGCGUUCAGUUGGCACCACAUCUUCUGGAACCGGAUAUAAACAAGUUUUUGGAGGAGGACGUUAAAAGUAGCCUUUUUCUUGUCGGACAAAGAAGUCAAAAUGACUUUAGAUCAACAACAACAGCAGAUGGACUUCACAUCGGCGGCGCCAAGAGCUCAGCUCGGAGGAAGCGCCCAUUCUUUUGCGGCCACCAUCAACUACGCCCAUGGCGACCAGAUCACGGUUGAUCUCAAUGCCGACAUUAACAAGUUCGUUUUGAAAUGGAAAGUUAAAAAAAAUAUAUCUUAAACUCAAAUUGAAAAGCUGAUUCAUAUUCUCUGAAAGUUCAAACUUUUUUUAUAGAAAACAAGUGGAGGAAGCGAAAGAAGUGCCUCUGUGGCUACAGGACGACGCGAUCGGAGGCACCAAUGGUCUGGGCGAAGCCGAGUUCGGAGAAAAGUCGGAAUUGACGCUUGAUCAACACCAACUUUGGUUGUCAUCUUUCAGAGUGGUCAAGGAAGCCGAGAAAGGCGGCUUAUCUCUGCACAUGCUCGCUGAGAUCGAGGGCGUCGAAGCCGAGCCGACGUCUGCGGCCAGCAACGGCGAGCCUGAAGCCAAGAAGCUCAAGGAGGACGAAGAGGAGGAAGACGAGGACGAGGAAGAAGAGGAGUUGGUCGACGUCGGCGAUCGGAAGGUGCCCUUGAGCGACGUGACGCCGGAGAUGGUUGAGAACGGGAUGAACGACCUCCAGCGGCAGGCCUACACCGACCUCAUACAGCAGCACAUGGCCUAUUGA
Messenger RNA from Caenorhabditis auriculariae, 2217 nucleotides. The record is from the annotation of a GenBank genome assembly. Lineage: Eukaryota; Metazoa; Nematoda; Chromadorea; Rhabditida; Rhabditidae.